This is a messenger RNA of Oryzias latipes (Japanese medaka), 2268 nucleotides long. It is a transcript of the gene tcaim, whose product is annotated as T cell activation inhibitor, mitochondrial. NCBI's taxonomy places the organism in Eukaryota, Metazoa, Chordata, Actinopteri, Beloniformes, Adrianichthyidae. Gene Ontology annotation, cellular component: mitochondrion. The record is from RefSeq and is a predicted model, not a curated record.
CCGCCAGGGGGCGCGGGCGUGCGUUCGCUCAGUGAAGCGGCGCAGAGCCGUCAGCAGAAGAACAGCGGUGUAAACAGGAUCGGCUCACUGCGGUUCAGACUCAACAUCAGGAGUUCUGUCCAGGAACAACCUGAGACCUAUCCUGAGCAUUAGCCAUGUCUGUGAGCGCCGUCCUGAGCACCAUGAGGAAGUGCCUGCUGCUUCCCUUCCUGCAGUUUAGAGCUCUGUCGGGUGCUGAGGCUGUCAAUGCUCUGCGACCCUUUUACUUAGCCGUUCACCCAGACUUCUUUGGUCAGCACCCUAAAGAGCGGGAAGUGAAUGAGAACUCCCUGAAAAGGUUGAACGGUUACCUGGAGAGCCUGCAGAAGUCUGGCUCACGCCACAUCGAGCCCACCAGGCUUACUUUCUACAUGAGGGACACCAAGGAUAGCAGCAACACGCAGGCAGAGCCCCUAUCUUCAGGUUUCCGGACCGUCAGCUUCACCCUACGCACCAAUGACGUCCAAAGUACGGUGAUGGAGGUGCUGGGGUCCUGCAGCCUGUCUGUGGAGCACAUGCAGGAGCAUAGAGGAACUGAGCCCUCUAAAGGUCCCCUUAAAGGAGGGGUGCCGUUCUAUAGACCCAUCAAAUGGGACAAAAGUUAUUACGCCUUCACAGGUUUCAGGGACCCGGAGGAGGAGCUGGAGCAGGCCAGACGGGUGGAGCCCAUCCUCAAAGUUUGGCUGAAGAACAACAAGCCCAAGGCGAUGAAGAAGCACAACGCCAGCUUGCCGAGAAGGGAAGAGUUGAGCAGGCUGAAGAGGGAACUGUGUGACAGAUUUGACCUGCUGGACAUCAGAUGGCAGCGCAGUUGGGGUGUGGCUCACAGGUACAGUCAGCUGCAGAGUCUGACCCGUCUGGCUCAUCAGAAUCCAGAUGCCCUCAUCCACUUGCAAGGACAUACCAUAGUAUUUGCUGACCAGUCAGGAAUGAAUUCUUCCGGACAUGUCCUUCUGGGAACCAUGGACGUUCAUCACCAGUGGACUAAACUCUUCGUGCAGCUGCCGAGCUUCCGAGGUCUUCAGCACCAGACGGACUGCCUCAAAGAGAGGAUCAGUUUCCUUCUGGGCGGAGCUCAGGUGGUCCACAUGGAGAGGCUGGGACCAGUGCGGCCCAUUGCAGAACACUACAGAGUGCUCAGCACUUUCCACAAGAAACUACUGUCCACGCGGCUCCACCUGCACCCCCGUAGCCUGCAUGGCCUCACCAUGGUGCUGGAGAAUGACCGCUCCACCCCCAGUCUUCAUCAGACAGGCCACUUUAUCAUCCCCUCCACCUGUGACCCCACCCACCUGCAACUUUUCCUCCAGAGCCACGCCCCUGAGGCCAGGCGUCUUACCUUACAGACAAACCGGCUGCACGCUGAGGAGAGUGCCGUGCUGAAGGCCUGCCUGCAGACCCUGUCUCUCAGGAGCCUCUCCAAGGAGCCCAGCGUUAGUUCCAGCCAGAUGAUCCAGUGCUGCAGCAGACUGCAGGAGCAGCAGCCGCCUCUCAUGCAGGGCCUGCAUGUCUGCGUGUCACACUUCUACUCAGUCCUGCAGGACGGAGAGCUGUGUAUUCCAUGGGACUGGCACAGCUGAGGCGCUCAACCAGACGAGACAAUAGACAUGGAUGCAUCCUGAUUGGGCAGAAAUGGAGGAAGUGUGCACAUUUGUCGUCUUCUUCAGACACAAAAAAAAGCCCACAUCAAGCAUAUGUUUACCCCCCCCCCCCUCCCCAAACUGUAAAGAACAUCAGAGCUUCCUCCCAGAUGGAUUUUAGUUGCUCGGCAGAAAAUGAAUAAAGCAGAGACUCAUACCUAAUGGAUAUCGUUGACAUCUUCAUUAACUAACAAACUAUACCAAAGGCAAACAUCCAAAAGGUCCACAGUUCAUUUUUCAUUUGUUAGACAAUGUUUGGGUCGUCAUUAGUCCAGUCCUUGGAAACCACAGGAAUUCAAGAACAGCUUUACCUGCAUAACAGGAACAAGGCUUCCUGCCUCCUCCAGGUUUGUCAUCCGGCUGCUCCUUUUUACUGUGUCUUCAUUUUUGUCAUAAUCAGGCAGAUCACCGAGAAUUUCUCUGCUAAAAUCUACCUCAGAAAACCAGGGUUCUCCAAUGUUAUACCUGUGUUACAGAAACCAUAUCAGCUGAGAAAAAUCCUUUACCAGAGGUCACUUUAACACACCAAGUGAAAUAUUCCCCUGGACCCGACAUUCUUAAUAAAGAGCGUUUCCUGAAAAAGUUCAUA